AUGCUUUUUGUCCAAACAAUAGCACAAACAAUCAAAUUUGUUGGAUUCACUGUCGAACAUGCGAAGACUGGAUGCAUGCCGAAUGCAUCAACAACAACGUGUGCCCUCACGAUGGAAUAUAGUUGGUGUGAGGGCGUGACUUUUAUCAUUUUCCAACUUUUUGACGCUCCUCAACAGCCAAGAAACCAACCCACUUCAUUACGACCGCGACCUCUACCUUCGGCCCGUCUUCGCGACUACAGUUUGUGGCGCGCCAACAGCGCGAUUCUUAAGCGUUGCUAUGAAUUUGGCGGCCAUCGACAGCAGCAACCAAUCCUUAAAUGCGAGCCAAACAGCUAUGAACAAUUCGUUGAGGCUCCAAAAAGUGCCAUCAAUCCCGGCGUGAGUUUCGCUGCUACCCUCUGGCUGUCGGCGGAGCUUACAGAGGCGCGGGAGAUGCACUUUGGCAGGUCCCGCGGCGCAUCGAGAAUUGUCGGUGGCGUCGACGCAUACGAAAAUGAAAUGCCAUCUUCGGAUUGGGCGAACAGCCAUUGA
Molecule: messenger RNA, 534 nt
Organism: Necator americanus (New World hookworm)
Lineage: Eukaryota; Metazoa; Nematoda; Chromadorea; Rhabditida; Ancylostomatidae
Exons: 3
Coding region: 1-534 (177 amino acids)
Source: RefSeq, a predicted model, not a curated record